Loxodonta africana (African savanna elephant) is the source of this 3450-nucleotide messenger RNA. RefSeq names its product sperm microtubule inner protein 3 (gene SPMIP3). NCBI's taxonomy places the organism in Eukaryota, Metazoa, Chordata, Mammalia, Proboscidea, Elephantidae. The record is from RefSeq and is a predicted model, not a curated record.
CUUUCUUCCCUUCUUACUUUCCCCGCUAGCAUAUAUAUUGUUCAUCAAGGAAAGGACCUUCGAGGCUAUUACCCGGGACAGAUUGCAAGAUUCCAUUUUGAUUAUAGUGCAAAGAGAUCAUCCAGACCUCUCAUAGACCUGACAAUUCCAUCCAAGGGAAAAAGUCACUAUCAGCCUCAACUGGACCAACAAACUCUCAUUCAGUAUAUUCAUUUUCAAAGACAUUCAAAGCCUGCUGAACCAUGGUAUAAAGAAACUACUUAUCAAAGAGACUAUUCUCUGCCAUUUUACAAGAUUGAUUGGAACCAGAAAUUAGGCACGGUAUCGUCAAAUCCUAGACCCCUUAAUUCACUGCCAGAGCUCUACUGCUGGAAGGAAGAGAAAGGCGGCUUUGAAAGAGAUACUUUUAAACUAAAGUAACUGUGGCAUUCAAACAAAGUAACAUUUUGCAUUCUUAGGUGACUCUUUUAGACUAAGAUAAUGGUAGCAGGGCUGCUUUUAAGUGUAUAUACAGGUGGCUACAAUCCUAAAAUAUUUACAUGUUGCAAAUUCUUUUCAGAUCAAGCUGGUCAGCCUACCUAAGAGAAUCAAGAUCCAGCUUUAAAAGGACUUGUCAUCUGUUCUUAGCCCCACUACCAGCCUCGCUGCCUGUGCAGGAAAACUGUCUUUCAGUUAGUUGAUAAGUUAUAUGUGGGACCAGGCAAAAAUAUAAUUGUAUCUGCUCAAACUAUCAUCCCUGUUAGAAAAAAAAAAAAAAAAAAAAGGCUAGAGACAUAGCUAAGGAGGAAGACUGGCCCUAAAGGCCUUGAAGAGGCUCUGGACACAGAAACUGGAGUAACUAUACUAAUGUUAGGCAGAAUAGACUAAAAAAACAAAAAAUGUCACUAGAAAUAAAUAGGGACACUUUAUAAUGAUAAAAGGGUCAAUUCCUCAGGAAGAUAAAAAAAUUAGAAACAUAUACACAACUAACAACAGAGCACCAAAAUACAUGAAGUGGAAACUGACAGAAAUGAAGGAGAAAGAGACAAUUCAAAAAUAAUAAUUGGAGAUGUCAUAUCCACAUUUAAUAAUGAAUAGAACUAGACAGAAUAUGAGCAAGUAUAUAGAAAAGCUGAACAACACAAGCAGCCAAACUAAUCUAAAUGACCUCCAUAGUACACUCCACCCAACAGCAGACAGAGUACUUAUCCUUCUCAAGCACAUGGGGGACAUUCUUCAGAACAGGCUAUAAAAUAUGUCUUAAUAAAUUUGAAAGGAGUGAAAUCAUACAAAGUAUGUUCUCUGACCAUAUGGAAUUAAAUUAGAAAUCAACAAUAGAAGAGAAUGAGGGAAAUCCACAAAUACCUGAAAAUUAAACAACAUACUUCUAAAUAAAGAAGAAAUCACCAGGAAAAUUAUAAAAUAUUUUGAAUUAAAUUAAAAAAAAAGAUAAGGGUAUCAAAAUUUAUGGAAUGCAGUUAAAGCAAUGCUUAAGGGAAAUUCAUAGCUUUAAAUUGCCUAUGUUAGAAAAGAAGAAAAAUCUCAAAAUCAAUAACCUUAAGAAACUAGAAAAAGAAGAGCAAACUGAACUCAAAGGAAGCAGAGGAAAGAGUAAUAGCAAUUAAGUUAAAACUCAGAAAAACAAUAGAGAAAAAUCAAUAAAAUGAAAAGUUGAUUCUUAAAAUCAACAAAAUUGACACAGCUUUAGCUAUACUGACCAAGAAAAAAGGUGAGAAGACCUUUACCAAAAUUUACUGGUUGUUCAGAGAAAAAAAAAAAAAAAAAAGGAAAGGAAUACUAUUAACUAUUUGCCAACAAAUUCUAUAACUUAGACAAAAUGAACAAAUUCCUAGAAAGACACAAAUUAUCAAAGCUGAAUCAUGAAGAAAUAGGACAUGUGAAUAGACCUAUAACAAGCAAAGAAAUUGAAUUAGCAAUUUAAAAAGUCCUCCCACAAAGAAAAGCCUAAGCUCAGAUAGCUUCACUGAUGAAUUUGGCCAAAUAUUUAAAGAAGAAAUAACAAUCCUUUACAAAUUCUUAUAAAAUAAAGAAGAGUACACUUCCUAACUCAUUCUAUGAAACCAGUAUUACCCUGAUAUCAAAGCAAGACUAAAAGGUCUUAAGAAAAAAAAAGACAAACUACUGGCCAACAACCCUUGUGAAUAUAGAUGCAAAGAUUCUAAAAAAAAAAAUAUUUGCAAACCGAAUCUAACAACAUAUAAACCAAGACCAAGUAGGAUUUAUUAAAGAAACAUAAGGUUGAUUUAACAUCUAAAAAUCAACUAAUUGUUAAGUCAGAAACUAAAGGAUUUGAGAUGUCCCCCUACUUGCACAGAAAUGCCACUGCAUUGAAUCAGAUUAAACCUUUAUUACUCACAGCAAUAACAACAGCCAGAGUAACACUUAGGGCCAAUUCCCACAGGGUGCCAUGCAAGGUAACAUAGUCACAUCUUAGGGUAAGAACAUCUUUAAAAACGACAACAACAACAAACCCAUUAUUGUCAAGUUGAUUCUGACUCAUGGAGACUUCAGGAGGCUAUUAUUCUGCCUAUCACAAUUAUUAAAACGGCAAUUCUUCCCAAAUUGAUCUCUAGAUUCAACACGGUCCCUAUCAAAAUUCAGCAGGCUUUUUUCCACCCCCCGAAAUUGACAAGCUGCUCCUAAAAUAGAUAUGGAUUGUAAAAGACUCAAAAUAACCAAACCAAUCUGGAAAAAGAAGAACAGAGUUAGAGGACUUAUACUCCCCAAUUUCAAAAUACACUGUAAAGCUACAGUAUCCAAAAAAGUGUGCUACUAGCAUUGUUAUCAUUGCAGUUAGCUGCCAUUGAGUUGGCUCUGACUCAUGGCAACCCCAUAUGUGCAGAGCAGAACUACACUCUAUAGGAUUUUUUACGGCUCUGUGACCUUCAGAAGCAGAUUGCCAGUCCUUUCUUCUGAGAUGCCUUUGGGUGGAUUCGAACUGCUAACCUUUAGGCUAGCAGUUGAGUGCUUAACCAAGGAUGGAUAUAUAGAUCAAAGGUGCCAGGCAAUUCAGUGGGGAAAGGACAGUCUCCUCAACAGUUGGUGCUGGGAUAAUUAAAUAUCCACAUGCAAAAAGAUACAUUUAGACCCUUACCUCACACCAUACACAAAAACCAACUCAAAAUGGAUCACAGGCCUAAAUGUGAGAGCUAACCUAUAAAAAUUUUAGAAUAAGACAUAGGAGAAAAUCUUCAUGAUCUUGAGUUAGGCAAAAAUUUCUCAGAUGCAGCACCAAAAACACAAUCUAUAAAAGAAAAAAAAGAUAAAUUUGACUUGAUCAAGAUUUAAAGGUUUUGCACUUCGAAAGUCACCACUAAAAAAAUGAAAUGACAAGCCACAGACUGGGAGAAAAUAUUUGCAAUUUAUAUAUUUGAUAAGGAGUCCCUAGGCAGUCCAAACAGUAAGCACUCAGUUACUAUCUGAAAGGUUGGUGGUUUGAAUCCACCCAGA